Chironomus riparius is the source of this 1340-nucleotide messenger RNA. Lineage: Eukaryota; Metazoa; Arthropoda; Insecta; Diptera; Chironomidae. The record is from the annotation of a GenBank genome assembly.
UCUCGACAGCAAUAAUGCAGAAGCUGUCGAGUUUGCUUUAGAAAAGUUGGAGAAUGAAAUGAAGAAUAAAUUAUUUGCAUAUCGUGGAAUGGAAGCUGGCAUUCUCAGAAAAUUGUGCCAAUUAAUCCAUAAAUCUUGUCCAAAUUCAAAAACUUUUUCAUUGGCUUUAAAUAUCCUAAAUCUUAUAGCUAAAAACUUUUUUGGGUCACAAUUAAUAGCAGCAAAUGAUGAAUUAAUGGAAAAAGUUUUGGAUAUCGUGAAUGCACGAGUUGGCUCAGAAGACACGUGCAUGGAAAUUCUACAAACACUCAGUGAAAAUCCAUCUGCCUUAAAAAUCCUUUUACAAUCAAAUAAUUUCACCGUUGAGCUUCAAAACAUCAUUGUCAGCACAUCAAAUGAGAAAUUCUUUUCCGUUCUGUCAAAUUUUAUCGCAUCGAAGCCAGAAAUGUUUGCAAAACUGGAUAUUCUCAAUUCAUUGAUCAACAACACAUCAAAGUCGAAAGCCCUUAAAUGUUUAGCAUUGAUACUUGAUUGUGAUGACUGUAAGCAUCAUGCAAUUGAAAUGAAAAUUGAAAACAUAUUGUUAAGGAUUCUGAUUGAAACUAGUGACGAUAAAACCAAAACAUAUGCCAUUAUGGCAUUUAGGAAUUAUUUGACAUACAGAAAUAUUUAUGACGAUGAAUUUCCAUGGAAACGAUUGUUGAUGAUUUUGAUGGGAAAUGCCUACACAAAAAUUAAUGAAUUAUUACAAGAGUCGUGCAUCCAAACAAUUCGAAUAAUGAGUGAUGCUGCAAUCGUGAAAAAACGACUGCGCAAAAUUCACAUGACAAAAAUUAGGAACAUUCCACCUUUAACAGAAAAUUCGAGAAGCAUGAAGGCAGAUCUUUUGGAAUGGCUGAAAUAUAAAAAUUACAAAAAUAACAGCAGUUCUGAAAAAUAUUUGAAAUUGUUGAUUUGAAGCUUUUGGGGACUCUGUGGAUUGAUUUUGAAGAUGUCAUGUGAAGGAUGUAAUAAAUUCUGUUCAUUGUGCUGGAAAGAAGUUUAUAGACUUGAUGUCUUAAAUAUUUGAUUAGAUCUAGGACAUCUUUGACUUAUUCAGAAAUGAGAUGAGAGGGAAGGCAUAUCAUAAUACCCGACGUACCCCUCACAGAUGCUUAAAGGUUUUGUUUCAGGUUGGACUCUACUUGACUUUAUUAAUCCCUAAUAUACCUUUGAUUAGGACUUAUAUAUUAGUUAUAAUCAUCAUUAUGAAAAUCGCUGAUAAAGUCAUUGGAUGAGCCAAAAUUCUGUCGUUGACUAUUUUGUUGUUGUCCAAAGAAAUUUUGGAACUGAUCUUGUUG